Messenger RNA from Ruditapes philippinarum (Manila clam), 2035 nucleotides. RefSeq lists its product as uncharacterized. NCBI's taxonomy places the organism in Eukaryota, Metazoa, Mollusca, Bivalvia, Venerida, Veneridae. The transcript has 5 exons. The coding region runs from base 310 to 1962 and encodes 550 amino acids. The record is from RefSeq and is a predicted model, not a curated record.
AACCGUGACGGCGUGACCAGUAAACAAAAAGUUUAAAGCGCGCCUCAGGUGCAGCCUUUGUGACCUCUAUAUUAAGUUAUUGAUUGACUAUUCUGAUUGGCUACCCGGUUUACAUACGUCACUCUUUCAGCUUUAUUUCACUUAAAUCACAUUGAUACUGUACAUUAACUACACCGUGAACUUUUCAACUACGCAGAUUUACAAAGUAGCUAUAUUCAUUUAUUAAUCAUUUAAGACAGACACUUUCAUGAAUAAAAUUAUUUUGAUAAGCUGACAACCGAGUUGAAUUUAUAUUUAAGUCUGAAAUAUAUGCGCAUUGUUAUUGUUGAAAAUUCGUUUGUAUUUGGACCCUUCAAGAUGGAUUUUAAACAACUGUUGCAGGCGUUUUUGAUAAUAUAUACAAUAAAGGGAUGCAAUAGUACUAUAAGUCUCAACUUUUGCUCAGACAUGUCAGUUAAAGAUUAUUUUGACAAUACUUCCAAAGAUACUGCACUGAAAUUAGAUGGAUCUUACGCGGCAAUUACCAAUACUGAACGUGGAACAUGCACUUGUAUCGUUACACCAGAUGCACCCGUUCCAGACAAAUUGCACGUUGAGCACGUGUAUGAUACAAAGUCAUCUGAUAAUAACGCCUGCAACAAGAAUGUCGAAGUAAGGCAUGGAAACGGCGAGUUGGAACAUUUAUUUAGUUGCUACUCUAACACAAUCGAAAUACAGAGCGACGAUUUAGACGAAGGUAUUCGAUUCAAACUAAAUUGGUUUGGAAACCCUGGGACCUCAGAUAUGCUUCACAUGUACAUUGCACCAGAAUCUGGAACGGUUUUAAAAGUGACAUGUUUUCCGCCCUUGAUAAGUACAACGGCAGCAGGGAUCAAUGGAACUAAUGGUUCAACAGUGAAGCCAUCGACGACUGUUAAAACGUUUGUAACGGGAGAAUCAACUGAUUCAUUGGUUGUUGUUGGUGUGAUAAUUGGCCUCGGAUUAAUCUUCCUAUUAUUUAUCUCGUGCAUGCUGUUCUUCAUAGCAAGACGUAAAAUUCGCAGUGGAGAGAUGGAAGAAAAGCAUAGAGGAAGCGACCAAUUACCCUCCCAGCACAAGAACACAAUAAAUAGAACACUGACACAUCUGUAUGAUAAGAUGAGAGCAAACAGACCGUUACCAAGCAUACCAUCAUCAUUCCGAAAUAUUCAUCCCUUCAAGUCUAGGCAACAGAACCGAUCCGGAAUGUAUGCCAGUAUUAAAUCAAACAACAGUAACGCUAGACAAGUUCUCGACAAGCAACUUUCCGAAUCAUCAGAUUGCUCUUACCUUGAACCAAUCAAAAUAACGACAAUUAGUGAAACUGUCAAUAUUAAACCGAAAGAAUUGAACAAAAGCAAAGUAACAGAUGUUUCACCGUUUGAAACAACAAAGGAGAGAUUAGAAAUGAAAAUAAAAAGAAACAGGAAGCGGUCUGCAAAUGAUUUGUAUAUACAUCCUCAAUACGAGGUACAAAUGGACAGUGAACAUAAGAACAGCAUUGAUGAGCCUGAUGAAAACGAUAGCAAGCAGUCCAAGCAAAUGUAUGUGAAUCAUCGAGACGUCCAUGCGUUUCGUGAAAAUCCACAUGAUCAAGGUACACCAAGAGGUGCUACAAAUGAUACAGAAAUUACAACGUGUUGUCCAGGUUACAUGACGUUGGGUUCAAACUCUUGCGAAGACACUGAUCAAGAUAAAAAUGAAAAAGAAAACAUUGACAAUAUUAACAACAGUAAAAACACGUUGAUAGAAACGGACAGCAGUGGAUAUAUGCCAAUGAGUGCAGUUAGUAAGAUAAACAAGAAACCAGUGUUAGAACAAAAUGAUAGUAUAUUCCCUCAGUUGAUCGGUUUCACUUCUCCUUAUGAUGCUGACAACAAAGAAAGUCAAAAUGAAGAAAAGCAUAUUGUUAAAACUAAGCGAUAUGUUAAAAAUACGAAGUGAAUGAGGAAAGGAAAACCUUCAUUUGUAUUUUGUUUGUUAUUUAUUUGUUUAUAUAAAUAAAACAGAAUUAUUA